Molecule: messenger RNA, 2192 nt
Organism: Passer montanus (Eurasian tree sparrow)
Lineage: Eukaryota; Metazoa; Chordata; Aves; Passeriformes; Passeridae
Product: methionine--tRNA ligase, cytoplasmic-like
Exons: 16
Coding region: 1-2076 (691 amino acids)
Biological process (GO): methionyl-tRNA aminoacylation
Cellular component (GO): cytosol; aminoacyl-tRNA synthetase multienzyme complex
Molecular function (GO): methionine-tRNA ligase activity; ATP binding
Source: RefSeq, a predicted model, not a curated record
AUGGGCAGUGCUCACCUGUGUGAGAGCGUGUGCCAGGUGGUGCUCACCUGUGUGAGUGUGUGCCAGGCGGUGGCCAUCUGUGUGGCACUGGGGGUGCAGGGGCACACUGCUCUGACCCCCCCUCCCGGCAGGUUACCUGUGGAGGGCGAGAGGAACGUGCUGAUCACCAGCGCGCUGCCCUACGUCAACAACGUCCCUCACCUGGGCAACAUCAUCGGCUGCGUGCUCAGCGCCGACACCUUCGCCAGGUACUGCCGCCUGCGGCGCUGGAACACGCUGUUCGUGUGCGGCACGGACGAGUACGGCACGGCCACGGAGACGCGCGCGCUGCAGGAGGGGCUGAGCCCCCAGGAGCUCUGCGACCGCUACCACGCCCUGCACGCCGACAUCUACAGCUGGUUCCACAUCUCCUUCGACCACUUCGGCCGCACCACCACGCCCCAGCAGACCAGGAUCGCCCAGGACAUCUUCCAGCGGCUGCUGGCGCGCGGCUUCCUGCUGCAGGACACGCUGGAGCAGCUGCGCUGCGAGAGCUGCGGCCGCUACCUGGCCGACCGCUUCGUGGAGGGCACGUGUCCCUUCUGCGGCUACGCCGAGGCGCGCGGCGACCAGUGCGACAAGUGCGGCAAGCUCAUCAACGCCGUGGAGCUGCAGAACCCCCAGUGCAAGCUGUGCCGUGGGACCCCGGUGGUGACGCCCACCCAGCACCUGUUCCUGGACCUGCCCAAGCUGGAGGGGCGGCUGGAGGCGUGGCUGGAGCGCAGCUGGGCGCAGGGGGAGUGGACGGCCAACGCGCGGCACAUCACGCGCUCCUGGCUGCGCGACGGGCUGCGGCCGCGCUGCAUCACCCGCGACCUCUCCUGGGGCACCCCGGUGCCCCUCGACGGCUUCCGUGACAAGGUGUUCUACGUGUGGUUCGACGCUCCCAUCGGGUACCUGUCCAUCACGGCCAACUACACCGAGCAGUGGGAGCGGUGGUGGAAGAACCCCCAGCAGGUGGAGCUCUACAACUUCAUGGCCAAGGACAACGUCCCCUUCCACAGCGUCGUGUUCCCCUGCUCGCUGCUGGGCGCCGACGACAACUACACCCUGGUGAAUCACCUGAUCGCCACAGAGUACCUGAACUACGAGGACGGGAAGUUCUCCAAGAGCCGGGGCGUGGGCGUGUUCGGGGACAUGGCCAAGGACACCGGCAUCCCGGCCGACGUCUGGCGCUUCUACCUGCUCUACGUGCGGCCCGAGGGCCAGGACAGCGCCUUCUGCUGGGCCGACCUCCUGCUCAAGAACAACUCCGAGCUGCUCAACAACCUGGGCAACUUCAUCAACAGGGCUGGCAUGUUCGUGUGCAAGUUCUUUGGGGGCACCGUGCCCCCCAUGGCGCUCACGGCCGAGGACCAGCGGCUUGUGGCCCGGGUCACGCUGGAGAUGCGCCAGUACCACCAGCUGAUGGAGAAAGUCCGCAUCCGCGACGCGCUCAGGUGCGUGCUCAGCAUCUCCCGCCACGGCAACCAGUACAUCCAGGUGAACGAGCCCUGGAAGCGCAUCAAGGGCGACGACAGGGACAGGCAGCGCGCGGGGACGGUGACCGGUGUGGCGGUGAACGUGGCGGCGGCGCUGGCCGCGCUGCUCCAGCCCUUCGUGCCCGGGGUCAGCGCCGCCAUCCAGGGCCAGCUGCGCAUCCCCCCCGAGCGCUGCGGCCUCGGGCCCGGCCUCACCUGCACCCUGCCCGCCGGGCACCGCGUCGGCACGGUGAGCCCCCUGUUCCAGAAGCUGGAGCCUGAGCAGGUGGAAGCCCUGCGCCAGCGCUUCGGGGGAGGGCAGGCCAAACAGGCCCCCCCGGCCUCAGCCCCCCCUGCACCCCCCAACGCCUCUGCAGCUCCAGGUGACCCCAAACUGAUCCAGGAGCUGACGGAGCAGGUGGCCAAGCAGGGCAACCUGGUGAGGCAGCUGAAGGCUGCCCAGGUGGAGAAGGCCCAGGUGGACGCCCAGGUGGCCAAACUGCUGGAGCUGAAGCAGCAGCUGGCGCUGGCCGAAGGCCGCAGCCCCGAGGUCUCCAAGGGCAAGCGGAAGAAGUGACCCCAGCACCACCUGGGACGCCCGAGGAGCUCCAGUAACCAAACUGGGCCGUGCUGGUUGUGGUCGGACGUGUGUAAUAAACGAAAAGAUCUGUACAAGGGCGUGGAGCAGCUGCA